Messenger RNA from Aspergillus nidulans FGSC A4, 1110 nucleotides. RefSeq lists its product as uncharacterized. Gene Ontology annotation, cellular component: membrane. Lineage: Eukaryota; Fungi; Ascomycota; Eurotiomycetes; Eurotiales; Aspergillaceae. The coding region runs from base 1 to 1110 and encodes 369 amino acids. The transcript is spliced from 4 exons. The record is from RefSeq and is a predicted model, not a curated record.
AUGCACGAAGACCUCUCGACAACUCUGGCGCUCGUCGGCGUCUUCGGCGGCCUCUCCAUCAUUCUCAUGGCUAUCCGCCUGUUCAUGCGCAAAUAUCGCAACCAGGACUUUAUCCUCAGCGACUAUUUGACCAUGGUAUGCAUCGUGUUUGUGCUGGCUCGUUCCGCGCUGACAACUGUCGUGUUGCUUUGGGGGAACAAUAACAUGACGAGGCCUGCGUUGAACCUAACCGAGACGGAGAUCUACCACAGGACGGUUGGGAGCAAGCUGACGCUUGCAAACCGGGCAGUCUAUAAUACUUACCUGUGGAUCCAGAAAUCAAAUGUCCUCUUGCUGUGCGAGCGUGUACUUUCGGGUCUUCCGGAACCUGAAAUGAUCGUGAAGGUUUACUGGAUCGUCCUCCUGGGAAGUCUGGCGGCUGUGAUGGGAACAACGUUCGGCGAGUGCCGGCCUGCGCAUCUGUACUGGCAGGUUCUGCCUGACCCUGGAGACUGCGUCAAAGCAAACAUCCAACUCGUCACCCUCGUCGCGCUCAAUAUCACCACCGAUGCGAUGCUUAUCCUGCUCCCGAUGCCCUGGCUGCUGAGAGUAAGGAAGUCAUGGUUAAAACGCCUCCAAUACGUCCUGCUCUUUUCCGUCGGCCUACUCCUUAUUGCCAUUGCAAUCGUCCGCCUUCCCGUCUACUCCUCCAGUACGAACCAGGUCAAUCGCAACACUUGGGGCUCUGUGGAGGAGUUCUUUGCUGCGGUGGCAGCAAACGUGCCGACGUUGUUCACGUUAAGGAAAGAUCCAAAUAAACACAAGCGUGAAGAGGAAUUGAGCCAUUCCAGGCCAUCAGCGAGGCCGCGGUUCACGCCAAACCAGUUCCAGGAUUCGGAUCUGUUUACAACUAAUGUAGCGCUCGACACUGUUGAACAAACAGGGACGGAGCCGAAGAGGGGACGGUCUCCGGGACGCGCAAGGGCGCGCUCACUGCCCGUGGGGGUUACGGCUGCGCCUAGUCAAGAAAAUCUGGUUCGGGAUGAUUCAUCGCAUGUUGGUGAAGGUGAUUAUGGCGAUUCUCACGGGGAAUAUGGGUUCGAUGAAGAGAGGAGGGGGAGAGGGAGAUGA